Austrofundulus limnaeus is the source of this 4081-nucleotide messenger RNA. It is a transcript of the gene dhx8, whose product is annotated as DEAH (Asp-Glu-Ala-His) box polypeptide 8. Gene Ontology annotation, cellular component: intracellular anatomical structure; catalytic step 2 spliceosome. The coding region runs from base 64 to 3681 and encodes 1205 amino acids. NCBI's taxonomy places the organism in Eukaryota, Metazoa, Chordata, Actinopteri, Cyprinodontiformes, Rivulidae. The transcript is spliced from 23 exons. The record is from RefSeq and is a predicted model, not a curated record. Gene Ontology annotation, molecular function: RNA helicase activity; ATP binding; RNA binding. Gene Ontology annotation, biological process: mRNA splicing, via spliceosome; spliceosomal complex disassembly.
GCCCACAGCCAAUAUGUCUGCCGAGAGCGACGUUUUGUGAAGGAAAAACAAAACUCGUGGAAGAUGGCAGACGGAGGAGUUGACGAGCUUUCGCAGCUCGAAUAUUUGUCUUUGGUGUCGAAAGUCUGCACGGAGCUCGACAACCAUUUGGGAAUUAAUGACAAAGACUUGGCUGAGUUUGUCAUCAGUCUCGCUGAAAAACAACCGAGCUUCGACGGRUUCAAAGUACUUUUACUCGAAAAUGGAGCCGAAUUCACAGAUUCUCUCAUCAGUAACUUGCUCAGACUCAUUCAGACCAUGCGACCAGCUUCCAAAGCAUCAACCAGUAAAGCCUCUGAGGUUUUCAAACCAAAGUCUGAAAAAGAAAAGUUAAAAGAGAUGUUUCCUGCACUCUGUAGAGCAAACGAUCCAUCACCAAAGCGACUGCUGGAUGAAGAUGAUGUGAAAGUAGCAGCUGAUGCGAUGAAAGAGCUUGAGAUGUUUAUGCCCAGUGCAAGUGGGACUGACGCUAAAGUGAGCAAGAACAAAUCAGAAAAAAGCCGACGUCGCAGCCGGAGUCGCAGCAGAGAAAGGGACAGACACAGGGACAGGGACAGGAAGAGACGGCACCGCUCUCGAUCGCGUUCCAGGUCCAGGUCUCGCUCCAGAGACCGCGACCGCCACAGAGACAGGGAUCGUGGGAAACGAAGAGACAAAUCUUCCCGAUGGGGCGAUCUUUCACCCAGCCCCCGGAAAGACCAAGACAAGGACAGUGACAGGUGGAAGGACAAACACGUGGACCGGCCUCCUCCAGAGGAGCCCUCUGUUGGUGACAUCUACAACGGCAAAGUCACCAGCAUCAUGCAGUUUGGAUGCUUUGUUCAGCUGGAGGGGCUAAGAAAACGGUGGGAGGGUUUGGUCCACAUUUCUGAGCUGCGCAGGGAGGGCCGCGUGGCUAACGUGGCCGACGUUGUCAGCAAAGGCCAGAGAGUCAAAGUCAAGGUGCUGUCRUUCACCGGCUCAAAGACCAGCCUCAGUAUGAAGGAUGUGGACCAAGAGACAGGAGAGGAUCUGAACCCCAACAGGAGGAGGAACAUGGGUCCUGAGGGCGGAGACGACGUCGCCAUGAGGAACCCUGACAGACCGAGCAACCUGAACCUGGGCCACGCCCCCGAGCUCGAGCAGGACGACACCCUGGAGCGCAAGAGGCUCACAAAAAUCUCUGACCCGGAGAAGUGGGAGCUCAAACAGAUGAUUGCUGCCAACGUGUUGUCCAAAGAAGAGUUUCCAGAUUUUGAUGAUGAGACUGGAAUCCUUCCUAAAGUUGAUGAUGAAGAAGAUGAAGAUUURGAAAUAGAGCUUGUUGAAGAGGAGCCCCCGUUUCUGAGAGGACACACCAAACAAAGCAUGGACAUGAGUCCCGUCAAGAUUGUAAAAAAUCCAGAUGGCUCCCUGUCUCAGGCGGCGAUGAUGCAGAGCGCUCUGGCUAAGGAGAGGCGGGAACUGAAACAGGCGGCUCGAGAGGCAGAGAUGGACUCCAUCCCCAUGGGACUGAACAAACACUGGGUGGACCCGCUGCCAGACGUUGAUGGUCGGCAGAUCGCUGCUAACAUGAGAGGAAUCGGCAUGAUGCCCAACGACAUCCCAGAGUGGAAGAAACACGCUUUUGGAGGGAACAAAGCCUCAUACGGAAAGAAGACCCAGCUCUCCAUCUUGGAGCAGAGGGAGAGCCUGCCCAUCUACAAGCUGAAGGAGCAACUCAUUCAGGCCGUUCACGACAACCAGAUUUUGAUCGUCAUCGGAGAGACGGGCUCUGGUAAGACCACGCAGAUCACUCAGUACCUGGCAGAGGCGGGUUACACCACCAGAGGGAAGAUUGGCUGUACGCAGCCCCGCCGUGUCGCCGCCAUGUCGGUGGCCAAGAGAGUGUCUGAGGAGUACGGCUGCUGUCUGGGACAAGAGGUGGGUUACACCAUCCGGUUUGAGGACUGCACGAGUCCUGAGACGGUCAUCAAGUACAUGACAGAYGGUAUGCUGCUGAGGGAGUGUUUGAUCGACUCAGAACUGGGCCAGUAUGCCAUCAUCAUGUUGGACGAGGCCCAYGAGAGGACCAUCCAUACUGACGUUCUGUUUGGUCUCCUCAAGAAGACCGUCCAGAAACGCACAGAUAUGAAGCUGAUCGUCACCUCUGCUACGCUGGAUGCCGUGAAGUUCUCUCAAUAUUUCUACGAAGCUCCCAUCUUCACCAUCCCGGGCAGAACGUACCCGGUGGAGGUSCUUUACACCAAAGAGCCUGAGACGGACUAUCUGGACGCCAGCCUCAUCACGGUCAUGCAGAUUCAUCUGACUGAGCCUCCAGGUGACAUCCUGGUCUUCUUAACGGGUCAGGAAGAGAUCGACACGGCCUGCGAGAUCCUGUACGAGAGAAUGAAGUCUCUUGGACCCGACGUACCUGAACUCAUCAUCCUGCCGGUUUAUUCCGCUYUGCCCAGUGAAAUGCAGACCAGGAUUUUUGACCCUGCGCCCCCAGGCAGCAGAAAGGUUGUUAUUGCUACAAACAUCGCAGAGACCUCGCUGACCAUCGAUGGGAUUUAUUAUGUGGUGGAUCCUGGCUUCGUCAAGCAGAAAGUGUACAACUCAAAGACCGGCAUCGACCAGUUGGUGGUGACGCCCAUCUCACAGGCUCAGGCCAAGCAGAGGGCGGGUCGUGCCGGCAGAACCGGUCCUGGGAAGUGUUACAGACUUUACACUGAAAGAGCCUACAGGGAUGAGAUGCUGACCACCAACGUGCCUGAGAUCCAGAGGACUAACUUAGCCAGCACGGUGCUGUCUCUGAAGGCCAUGGGCAUCAAUGACCUCCUGUCCUUCGACUUCAUGGACGCUCCUCCCAUGGAGACGCUGAUCACAGCCAUGGAGCAGCUGUACACACUGGGAGCUCUGGACGAUGAGGGCUUACUCACACGGCUCGGGAGAAGGGUGAGUUCUUUCCCUCUGGAGCCCAUGCUGUGUAAGAUGUUGAUCAUGUCCGUCCAUUUGGGCUGCAGUGAAGAGAUGCUGACGAUUGUGUCGAUGUUGUCUGUUCAGAAUGUUUUCUACAGGCCGAAGGACAAGCAGGCCCUGGCCGACCAGAAGAAGGCCAAGUUCCACCAGCCCGAGGGCGACCACCUCACCCUGCUGGCCGUCUACAACUCGUGGAAGAACAACAAGUUCUCCAACCCCUGGUGUUACGAGAACUUCAUCCAGGCUCGCUCCCUGCGCCGAGCUCAGGAUAUCCGUAAACAGAUGCUGGGCAUCAUGGACCGACAUAAACUGGAUGUGGUAUCUUGUGGCAAGGCGACAGUGCGAGUCCAAAAGGCCAUCUGCAGUGGGUUCUUCAGAAACGCAGCCAAGAAGGACCCUCAGGAGGGCUACAGAACCCUCAUCGAUCAGCAAGUGGUUUACAUCCACCCAUCCAGUGCUCUGUUCAACCGGCAGCCUGAAUGGGUCGUGUACCACGAGUUGGUGCUGACCACCAAGGAGUACAUGCGGGAGGUGACCACCAUCGACCCCCGCUGGCUCGUGGAGUUCGCGCCCGCCUUCUUCAAAGUGUCGGACCCCACCCGCCUCAGCAAGCAGAAGAAGCAGCAACGCCUGGAGCCUCUGUACAACCGCUACGAGGAGCCCAACGCCUGGAGAAUCUCCCGCGCCUUCAGACGCCGCUGAAAUCUACAGCGCAGCUGUUUGGACCGUGGUGAUGUCAUCAUGAGGGCGGUGCUUCUCUUCAUGUUUGUCUUUUAAUUUGUAAACUUUGUACAUUUCCUUCGGUCAGAUUUCUGUGGCUUCAGGCAGAUAUUUUAGCAGAAGCUAAAUCUGCUCCUUUCACUUAAAGCAGUUUUCUGGAUGUUUAUCAGAUAAUUCUGUAAACUGAUGGAAUAUUUAUUUCUUUACUUAAAAUUGGAGACAGUGUGUCUAAAAAUGGARCUUUAGUUUGGCUUUUUUUAUUCUAUUAACUGUUUGUCAGAUUAAAAUGAUGCAAGACGGUGAAUAUUUUGUAGAAAACUCAAUCAUUGUGUAUCAGACCUAAAAUGAAAAGGUUUCUUCAUUAAAUGCAGAAAUUUCUUAA